Messenger RNA from Aspergillus wentii DTO 134E9, 1448 nucleotides. Its product is annotated as alpha-hydroxy acid oxidase. The record is from RefSeq and is a predicted model, not a curated record. Lineage: Eukaryota; Fungi; Ascomycota; Eurotiomycetes; Eurotiales; Aspergillaceae. Gene Ontology annotation, molecular function: FMN binding; oxidoreductase activity. Bases 142 to 1236 code for a protein of 364 amino acids. The transcript has 6 exons.
CAUAUGAGGGGUAGAUAAGCAUGUUAUCCAAGGACGUAGUUGCAUAAAUGCCACCGACUUUCUACACAUUGGACUGUCUGAACUAUCUUUAAUUCUUCAAUAAUCCACAACUUCAUAGUACUUGAAACAGUACGUGAUAAAAUGGCUAACCGUGGAAAACCCCUCGACAAGCACGUCUUCUCCCUACAAGACCUCAAAGAUGUGGCGUCAAAAAAACUCCCCAAAGUGUACCGCGAAUACUUCAACCUGGGAGCCAUGGACUUAAUAACCCUCCACGAUAACGAAGCCGCAUUCGACCGGUACAAAAUCCGCCCUCGCAUUCUCCGCAACGUUUCCACCAUCGACACAUCCACCACUUUCUGCGAAACCAAGGUCUCCUUCCCCUUUGGCUUCUCUCCAGCUGCAGCACAUAAAGUCGCUCAUCCGGAUGGAGAGAUUGGGACGUCGCGCGCUGCUGCGACAACUGGAAUUCCAAUGGGUCUUUCGUCGUACGCCAAUACCACGCUGGAGGAUGUGGUUGCGCAGGGAUCCGGGAAUCCGUAUAUCAUCCAGGUGAACUUUCUCAUGAAUAAAGACAUCAUGAGGGAUGUAUUAUCCCGGGCAGAGGCUGUGUUUCUCACUGUCGACGCACCGGUUUAUGGCCAUCGAUUGAAUGAAGCUAGGAAUGAAUAUAGCUUGCCUGACGAUCUGACGUAUCCGAAUAUGGUGUCUGGACAGAUUGAUCUGGCUGGUGAUGAUGAUCCUCUGGCCUAUGACCCCAGCAUAAACUGGGAAGAAGCCAUCUCCUUCAUGCGACGAAGCACCAACCUCCCGAUAUGGCUGAAAGGAGUCUACACCCCCGAAGACGUCGUCUUAGCCAUCGACCACGGUUUCGACGGCAUCCUCAUCUCCAACCACGGCGGCCGCCAACUCGACAGCGUCCCUGCCACCAUCGACGCCCUCCGCGAAUGUGCCCCUGUCGCGAAAGGGAAAAUCCCCAUUGGAAUUGAUGGGGGCAUUCGACGGGGCACAGAUAUCUUCAAGGCGUUGGCUCUGGGCGCAGACUUUUGUUUUGCGGGGAGGAUUCCGAUUUGGGGGCUAGCAUACAAUGGGACGAAGGGAGUGGAGUUGGCCAUCAGAUUGUUGCAUAAAGAGUUGAAGAUGGUGAUGGGACUGGCGGGAUGUAAGAGUAUCAGGGAUAUCACACCAGCCCAUCUCUCCGUUCUCGAUUGUAAGGGGGGAUUGUCCAAGUUAUGAUCGAUCAACUAUCAACACAGAAUGAUAAAGCAAGAAAGUGUAAUAAGAUGAACUAUCUGAAACCCUGUAACUUGGGAUACCAAUUUCACUCGCUUUUCCCAUCACCGUCUGCAUCGAAUUUCUUAAAAUGAUCCCGAUACACCGUAUACGCAGCAGUGAGCUGCAAUUAACCCUCUCCGGUCCUCCCGUCUUCCCCGUUUCAUGCGAGUGCA